Messenger RNA from Aspergillus bombycis, 1344 nucleotides. RefSeq names its product transferase family protein. The record is from RefSeq and is a predicted model, not a curated record. Bases 1 to 1344 code for a protein of 447 amino acids. NCBI's taxonomy places the organism in Eukaryota, Fungi, Ascomycota, Eurotiomycetes, Eurotiales, Aspergillaceae. The transcript has a single exon.
AUGGGUGACACGAAAUAUGAGCUGUCCGAUAUGGACAAAAUCGGUAUCACGAAGACUGUGAAAGUCUUAUUAUUCUAUGAGCUCCAACCCACCAUCGAUCCAGAAGAAUUGAUCACUUCCCUGGCGGAAGGCGUAAAAAACGCGACCAGACAACUGCCCUUCAUGGCCGGGAACCUCGAAUUCAACGAGCAUGGUAAACUCAGCAUAGUUAUACCACCAGGAAGCCAGGUCAAACUCAACAUUCGCCGGUUUGAGUCCAAGGAACAAAAGUCACUUUCCGCCCUAGUCCAGGACUCAUUCUCUCCAGAUAAUAUAGACUUUACAGAGUUUUUACCGGAGGAACCGGCGGCCCCAAAGCAGGUCUGCGCUCUUCAAAUAAAUCUUGUGAAGGGCGGCCUGAUUCUAGGAUUGUGGAUGAAUCACGCGGCUGGAGACUGGUCUUCUAUUGAUACAUUCGUCUCUCUUAUCUGUCAAAACUGCAAGGCACAUCGGGAAGGGCUGAAGACACCUGCCUACACACCAGAUCUCAACAGAGCUCCAUACAAUGCGCCAGAGACCAGCUCAACAUUCUCCAGACAGGAACAUCUGGAAAAGCUCCCAAUGUUCUACGUUAUGGAGAAAAGUCAAUUCAAACUAAAGUCGCCACCUGCCUUCCGAUCAAGCGUAUACAGGAUCUCUGAACCAUCCAUCCAACAGCUCAAAGCGCGGUGCACCCCACAUCUGACUGAGGUAGACUAUAUAACCUCAUACGACUGCAUAUCUGCCCUUACAUGGACGUCAAUUACACGUGCUCGGCUCAAUCUGCACCCAGAAAAAUCCUCCUCGCCAUCCCGUUUCGUCCACCCUAUUGAUGUCCGCACUCGCGACCCAGAGAAGAAAACUUCUGAACGCUACUUCGGUAACGCCGUCAUCGGGUCCCAAGCAGGCCCUAUCACUGCCGAAGCCCUAGUAUCAGAUGGUGACCGUGGUAUCGCAGCUGCAGCUACCCUAGUCCGCCAAUCUAUAAACUCCACCAGCCUAUCUACAAUCAGCCACAUGACCUUUCUCAUGAAGUCACUCGCUCCAGCGGAGAUACUGGGCUCUCAAGCAGACUUCAGUGACAUGGAUGUGUUUGUGAAUACAUGGUACUCGGGAAAUGCAGAAAAGUACGAUAUUGGGGGUGGUUUAAGACCUGUUGCGUUUCGAGUUCCUCUAAGCCUUCCCGGAGCGUGCGCGGUAAUCUUGCCGAAUUUUUCGAGUGGAGCAACGAGGGUCUUUGAGGUUCUUGUGCAGGUUGAGGUUCAGGAGCAUGAGUUACUCAGGAAGGACCCAGAGUUUUUAAGGUAUUUUGAGGUUGUUGUGUGA